CCACACAGUUACAUCACAUGUGUGGCGUUUGCUGUUUGGUUGCCUACCUACUGUACAAUACUUCCCUGCUGUGCAGCAUGAAAUUUGGUGCUGCAGGAGACAAAAGUGGCGCCAAUUAAGGUUAACCAUUCUUUAUUUCCUAUUUUAAAUAUUUUUUGUUGUUUUUUGGGUAUCAUUAUCACUAUCAUCUCUUUUCAGUGGAACAUGCUAUUAACCACAUUUGAAUGCAUUUUACCCAGCCAUAGGACGAAAACCACCAGUCCAUCAACCAUCCGUGCCAUGGUUCCGCCGGGCACAGAAUAUGCUGCAGCAACACUCUGGUCCUGCAUGCCGGCCUAGAAUGGGCAGAGCCAUCAGCCAGGCGGCUUACGAAGUGUUCAGCACAGAUCUAUGCUGCACGGACCUGAACAGCCCUCAGACCUUGAACCUGAACUAUGCUCAACUGAUGCCCGUAUGAAUUUGACACUUAUGCAACAAUUUGAUGAAAGAUGCUACUCAAUCUUGAGUCCUGACAGUUUAUGACAGAAGGAUUGAUCCCAAAGACCAUGCUAUUGAAUACUCAUUUUCAAGCAUUUGACCUGACCUUGACCUGACCUGACCCAUGAUACAAACAAUUUUAAGCACUUAGGUAUUGCUAUCUGUAAGAAUCUUGGGUAUUGCAAGUGUCUUGUCGGUUGUUACUGGCCUUUAUUUGCCACCUGCUUGCCUUGUGCUGCUGGCUGCUGCAGUUACCUAUUGUUUCUUGAGUUAUUGGCUGGGGGUGUUAAAUACCCCUCCACUGCCCCAGCAAGUGAUGGCUGGCGACUGAUGGAAUACUGUGGCAACUGACAGGUUGAUGUAGUGUAAGUGAAGGGGAUUAUCAUUAUGUAACUAACUUUGCAUUUGAACCAUUUCUGAUCUUGACAGACUGCCACCACCAGUUUGCAGACUGCCGAGGCACUCACCAUGGCGUCUGCCGCGGUGCACGUCUCUCUGCCGGCCUUCUCCCGGCUGUGUGUGCUCUGUAACAAGUGUGCGCCGGCGCCGCGACCCACCCGCGGGCUGCGAGCCGUCCUCUCUGACGCCGCCACGCUGUCGGAGCUGGAGCACCGGCUGGUCGGGCUCGACUCGGAACUCCCUCUGGUCAGCGGUAUCUGCAGCAGCUGCCGGCGCCGACUGCGGCGCUGCCAACGGCUGAUGACGCGGUUCGCCGCCGCUGCUGACGCCGUGGCCGCCGACUACCGGAGGGCGGCGGAGGCGCGGAGCGGCUGUAAAGUCCUGCUGCGCCGCGGCAGACGCCGCUCCGAGACCUCGUACGCAGCCUGUUGUCGGCUGACUGCCGGCGGCGGAGAUCCUGCUGACCUGGUGCGCCGUCUGGUGACGGACCAGUUCGGACUGGAGGCGCUGCGAGGCAGGAUAGUCAUCAGUACCAGUGUGCCUCCGCCAUCGUCCGGGGAAACCGCCGCUAACAGCGAUAACUGCGGCGACGGCUCGGAUCUCAGCGAAACAGAGAGCUGUAGCUCUGAGUCGGAGGACCGGCAGACGGGAAGGGAGUCACAGAGGACAUCUUACCUUACGGCUGACGAGGUUCGGGAGACAACAGCGGACCGUCGGGAUGUCGGUAAAGCAGCGAGCGCGGCUCCAAUGUUUCCAGCCGUCACGAGCGGCGCUCCUAUUGGCUCAGACAUCUGCGAGCCCUCCGCUGGUCGACCUAUCUAUCCGAAUAUCGCCACUCCUACUGCAGCAGCGGAGAACGGUCAUGACGAACAGGAGGACAGGGAAAAAGAGGUCAGUCUUGUACAGGAUGAUGUACACAAGGACGACCAUAUACAGGAGGACAAUGAGCAAGAGGACGACCACUUAGCGGAGGACGGCCAAGAUACCAACUCGGACCCAGACUGGCCUGGCUGGCGAACCAUUAGACGUGCCGCCGCGCCGGCCAGCGCUGUGGUGCACCCCCAGACAGGGGACGCCCGAUGGGAUCAGUUACGGGUGGCGGGGAAGACCCGGCGUUCUCUCUGCUGCCACAUGUGCCGUCAGACGUUCGGGUCUGAACGCAGUCUCAAGGCGCACGUCGAAAAGCUGCAUAAGGUCGCAAGCGCCGCCCCGCCGGAGCAGCCGGUCCAGGUGUGGUGUCCCGCAUGCACGGCGCUCCUGCCGCCGGAUGACGUCCUCAGUCACGUGACGGAGCGGCACGGCGGCCGACUCGAGUGCGGCUGCUGCCGUCUGACACUGGCUGGAGCGACGGAGGCGGCCGGUCACUGCGCCGAGCGACACACCGCCAACUACAUGUGUAUCGUGUGUCUGCAAAUGUACAGCGAUCAGGAGCAGCUCAUCAGCCACAUGAACUCCAGUCACGAACCUCUGUCGUCCUCCGACGGACCCGCGCCGUCCUCCGCCUCCAGUCCCGACUCUGCCGACCCAGUGGCGGCCGUGUACGCGGACCUGUUGCGCCGGCUGCGGAGUCGCGCGCGCCGGCUGCGUCUCAGUCUGCUGGGCCGCACGGCCGUGCGGUGCCCCUACUGCGCCCAGACGUGCUCCCUGCACUAUCUGCGGACUCACCUGUACAAACACCGAGCGGCCGGGUUCCGAUGCCGCGUGUGUGACAAGCGGUUUAAGUUUCCCGUGUCGUUUCAGAAGCACCUGCUGGUGCACGCCGGUCGGGCCGACAAGUGCCCGCAGUGUGCGGCCGUGUUCAGCAGUCGCAGUAACCUGCUCAGCCACCUGCGCACGCACAGCUCCGAGCGCCAGUUCAGCUGUGACCGCUGCCAGAAGCGGUUCAAGUUCAAACAGACUCGCGACGCGCACGUUCUGCGCGCACACGGUGGCGGCUCGUCCAAGGUGUGUGACGUAUGUGGCGCGGAAUUUCGGCUCCAGUACCAGCUGACUGUCCACCUGGCGCGGCACGUCAACGGGCGCACCAUCCGCUGUCCUCUCUGCCCACGACUCUACGAGCUCAACCUCGACCUGAAGCGCCACCUGUACAGCAAACACAAGCUGCGGGCGGCAGAGGCCGAGCGACGGUUUCCCGAGAUCCGGCGGCGGCCAAACACGACCCUGGAGCCGGGCGCCGGCCGGACCGAUCCCGCAGCUGACCCUGACGAGCCAUGUAGAGCCACCGGCGACUAUCGGGUCCCUGAUGACCCUACUCAAGUCUCCGACGGCCCCUGCGAAGAGCCCCAGCAAACAAUGCCGCCAUCCGCAGGCUCUGACUACCCCGCCGCGGCCGCCGUCUCGGAAGCAGUAGCGACCAACGAAUAUCUAUCUACCGCCGGCCCGCCGCCCGCCCCGGACGGCGCCCUGGCGGGGGCGGGGGCGGGGGCGGCUCAGGUGGAGGUGGGGCGGCUCAUCACCGUGCCGCCCGAGCUGCUGGCGGGGGCGGGGGCGCCGGGCGCCGGCCAGGUGCUACUGCUGGUGGAUGGAGGGGGUGGUGUUUUGACACGGGAUGUUCUGCCGGCCUCGCCUGCAGUGUUGUGCCUCUGAAGCUGGGAGAGGCCAGAAUAUCCUGACCAGCAACCUUUACCAGCUCCUGGCUGCUGAUUCAUAUCAGACCGCCUGCCAGCCUAUGCCAUCCUGAGCUGACGCCUUCUCCUGCAGGCCUGGCCGGGAUCAGCCCUCUG
Molecule: messenger RNA, 3599 nt
Organism: Amphibalanus amphitrite
Lineage: Eukaryota; Metazoa; Arthropoda; Thecostraca; Balanomorpha; Balanidae
Product: zinc finger protein 628-like
Exons: 4
Coding region: 946-3462 (838 amino acids)
Source: RefSeq, a predicted model, not a curated record